AAAAACUGUUUUAUUGGCUGUGAGAACAAACGUCUUGCGCAUGUCAAAUACGUCAUCACGCAGACAUCCGACCUGUCCUUGAAGCUACAACACAGCCAAGAUGGUCGCAUACUGGAGACAGGCAGGCCUGAGCUACAUCCGCUUCUCCGCUAUCUGCGCUAACGCGCUGCGGGCUGCCCUCAAGCCGCAGUUCAAAGCUGAGGCGAUAAGGGCCGCAGAGUCCAACGUCAGAGUCCUCAAACCUCAAAAUAAAACAGCAUGAUGUAUGACCAUGAUGUAGAUAUUUUUUUUUCAUGGGUCGUGAGGUCCUGCAGCUUACCUGUCCUGCACACCAUGGAAAAGGAAAAUAAAAGCUGGUUAACAUCAAGUUGAUGUGUUAGACUGGAGACCUGAAUGACACUGCAUCCCCCUGCCCCCCUUUUCAUUUGUAAUCAAAAUUGUAUUAAAAAUGGAUGUUGGAA
Oreochromis niloticus (Nile tilapia) is the source of this 461-nucleotide messenger RNA. RefSeq names its product ATP synthase F1 subunit epsilon (gene atp5f1e). The transcript is spliced from 3 exons. The record is from RefSeq and is a predicted model, not a curated record. NCBI's taxonomy places the organism in Eukaryota, Metazoa, Chordata, Actinopteri, Cichliformes, Cichlidae. Gene Ontology annotation, cellular component: mitochondrial inner membrane. Gene Ontology annotation, biological process: proton motive force-driven mitochondrial ATP synthesis. Bases 101 to 262 code for a protein of 53 amino acids. Gene Ontology annotation, molecular function: proton-transporting ATP synthase activity, rotational mechanism.